CUUGAUUAAGCUCAACUGCCGACUUGUUUACUAUAAAUAUGCACAGUGGGCAUCAGGGAAGCCCGGGUGGACUAAAAACGUUGGUCACGCCAUAAAAGCAGCAUUAAGACGGCAAGGUUGUCCGACCAUAGUGUAGACCUAUAUCAGUAAAGAGGUCGUAGUUGGAGGCCUGAAGAUGCUUAUGUCUCCCAUCCGUUGUAUCAUCCUUCUUCUCCUUGUGAACUUCGUCUAUUCUGGACGAGUUCUGAGGAAGAUCAAGGAGCACGUGCGUAAAAUCCAGUAUGAGAAAGCGAAGAAAAAUGUGCUGAUGAGCGCAGUCAACGGGCAUAAGCCCAUGAGCGAAGUGAGAGACGGGAAAAUUCACCAACCCCUGGACCACUUCGACAGUCAAAACGAUGAAACCUUUCCUCAGAGGUUUUUCGUGAAUGAAGCCUAUUGGGAGCGUCCUCAUGGCCCAGUGUUCCUAUUCAUCGGAGGGGAGGGCCCCAUCUCUGAGUUCAAUGUGCUGGCAGGCCACCAUGUGGACAUGGCUGAGGAGCAUGGGGCUCUGCUUGUGGCCCUGGAGCAUCGUUUCUACGGCGAGAGCAUCAACAAAGAUGGCCUGGAGACUGAGAACCUGGGAGACCUGUCCAGCCAGCAGGCUCUUGCCGACGUCGCAGAAUUCCAUCAAUACAUCAGCGAUCGCUUUGACCUCUCUGACAAGAAUACCUGGAUCAGCUUUGGAGGUUCCUAUGCUGGGGCCUUGUCUGCCUGGCUCAGGGGAAAGUUCCCUCACCUGGUCUAUGGUGCUGUGGCCUCCUCUGCUCCUGUCAAAGCCAAACUGGACUUCUCCACCUUCAACAAAGUGGUGGGUCUGAGCCUUGCGGACGAGGACGUUGGAGGUUCAGAUAAGUGUGUGGGGGACAUCUGGGAGGCCUUUGCUGCCGUGGAGGCCGCCCUGUUUGCAGGAAAUGCCACUGAGGUGGGGAAGGACUUUGGGUGCUGUGAGAUCCCUGAAGAUCUGGAGGACCAGAUCGAGGUCAUGCAGAGCCUUGCUGACAUCGUCAUGGGAACCGUGGAGUACAACGAGGAGGGGGGAAUCCUGACUAUUGAGGAGAUCUGUAAAAUAAUGACCAAUGAGACAGAGACCUACGAUUCGGAGACUGAGGCAUACGACCGGCUGAUCAAGCUGGUGCAGAUCUACCGGGCCACAGGCGAGGAGCCCUGUCUGGAUGCGUCCCACAAGCAGACCAUCCAGGACCUGAGUGACACGAAUCUGGACUCUGCCUACAAUGGAGAGAGACAGUGGUACUACCAGACCUGCACUGAGUUCGGCUUCUUCCAGACGUGUGAGGACGCCAGCUGUCCCUUCUCCCGCAUGCUGACCCUGCAGGCUCAGACCGACCUGUGUCCUGAGGUGUUCAACAUCCCCCAGCACAGUCUGCCUGGACACAUCGCCUUCACCAACAAGUACUAUGGAGGAGACCACCCCGACACCGACAGGGUGCUCUAUGUCAACGGUGACAUUGACCCCUGGCGUGAGCUCAGCGUUCUGGAAGAGGACUUGGACAAGGAGGACAAAGACAUGACCAUCCUCAUCAAGGGCACCGCCCACUGUGCCGACAUGAACCCCGGCGGCGCUGCAGACCGCCCCGCCCUGAAGCAGGCCCGCAAAGCCAUUGAGAGGAAAGUUGCCAAGUGGCUGAAGGAAGCUGCCUGGAAGCUUGUGGGCUGAUGGACCCAACGACAGGUUACCUGAUAAUCUGACCUUCCUGACCAUCACUCAGCCAAUCAAACUUUGGGCAGUGAAUCACAUGGUGCUGUGGACUGAGCCCCUCUUCAUGUUUCUCCCCAUGGGUCAGGUCCUCUAAGCUGGUGUUCUUCUGUUUUAUUCUAACAUUCUUCUAGUGUUUUCCUAUUGUUUUUCCUGGUGUUUUCCUAAUGUUUUUCUAGUGUUUCUCCUAUGGUCUUUCCUGGUGUUUUUCUGGUGUUUUCCUAUUGUUUUUCCUGGUGUUUUCCUAUUGUUUUUCCUGGUGUUUUCCUAUUGUUUUUCCUGGUGUUUUCCUAAUGUUUUUCUAAUGUUCUUCUAGUUUUUACGUUUGUGGUUUUCUAACGUUUGUGUUUUUCCUAACGUUUUUAUAGUGUUUUUCUAACGUUUUCAUAGUGUUUAUUGAACGUUUUUAUAGCGUGCUUGAAUUUACUCCAGUAUAUAAGUUAUAUUUUAAUAGACAGUUUUAGUAAUUUAGGGAAACACUUAUAAUGCUGUACACAGUAUUUAAGUUUCCUAACUACGUACUGGUAGCGUAUAGCUAACCAGAGAGUCUCCGUAUAAGACGACUUUAACAUCAUGGAGUGUUCUAAGGUUUACAGACUGUUCACACAUUUUCCUUGGUCUGGAUUCAGUGAAGUUAUCUCAGACAAAACAUUAUCUGAAUGUGUGCUGGAUUGCUUUGUAGCUUGUGUGGAUCUUUUUAAGAGGAGUUCAUUUGAUUUAAUCCUGCAAGUUGGAAAAGUAUCAUCAAUAAAAGUUUGCUCAUAA
This is a messenger RNA of Oncorhynchus tshawytscha (Chinook salmon), 2518 nucleotides long. RefSeq names its product thymus-specific serine protease. The record is from RefSeq and is a predicted model, not a curated record. Gene Ontology annotation, biological process: proteolysis. The transcript has 12 exons. Lineage: Eukaryota; Metazoa; Chordata; Actinopteri; Salmoniformes; Salmonidae. Bases 176 to 1714 code for a protein of 512 amino acids. Gene Ontology annotation, cellular component: endosome; lysosome. Gene Ontology annotation, molecular function: serine-type exopeptidase activity; dipeptidyl-peptidase activity.